AUGGACCUCCUUUCGAGCGUCCGCAAAUCCGGCUCCCGCGGCGGCGUCAACUUCAGCUGGGACGAGGUCGCCAACUCGUCGCACCGCGAGAACUACCUCGGUCACAGUCUCAAGGCCCCCGUCGGCCGCUGGCAAAAGGGCCGCGACCUCAACUGGUACGCCAAGGCGGACGACGCCGCCGGCGCGCGGGAGGGCGAGACAGAGCAGGAGCGGCAGGAGCGCGAGCGCAAGGAGGAGAUGCGCAAGAUCAAGGAGGCCGAGGAGGACGAGCUCGCGCGCGCGCUGGGGCUGCCGGUGCCACAGCGGGACACUUCGGGCGCGAAUGCCGUGGAGGUCAGCGGGGUCAGGGGCAUUGGAGCUGCCGCUGCGGCGGACGAGAAGCCUGCCGAAGAGGAAAAGGGCGGGCUUGUCGUUUCGGAGAAGAGGGAGCGGAGGGAUCGCGACGAGGAGAGGAGGAGGAGGAGACACAGGAGUCGCAGUCGCAGUCCGAGACGGGAGAGGCGGCGGGAUGGGGAGAGGAGACGGAGCCGCGAGAGGGAGCACGGCGGGGAAGAGAGGCGUAGGAGGGGCGAAGGACGGGAGCACGACCGCGCGCGUGGGGGUCGUGAUGAGGUGCGGGAGAGACGGCAUCAUCGCCGGCCGAGGAGUCGCAGUCACGAGCGUGAGCCGAGGGAGCAUCAUCGGCGGAGCAGGAGUCGCGAGGGACAUGGACCGCGGUCAAAGGAUCGUCGGCGUAGCCCGGAUGAGCGCCGUCGGUGA
Colletotrichum spaethianum is the source of this 759-nucleotide messenger RNA. RefSeq names its product multiple myeloma tumor-associated protein 2. The record is from RefSeq and is a predicted model, not a curated record. The coding region runs from base 1 to 759 and encodes 252 amino acids. The transcript has a single exon. NCBI's taxonomy places the organism in Eukaryota, Fungi, Ascomycota, Sordariomycetes, Glomerellales, Glomerellaceae.